CUAACGGCAACAUCUCGCUUUAUAAAACGCGCACAUAUAUAAAUAUAUGUCAAACAUAUUCCUUCUUUUUUCGCAUGUUGCCUUUAUACGAACUGCAUUUACAUAUUAAACACCACGUUCUUAUACCACCGUAGAGAGUUCAUUGGAUUAAAGAAUUUUCUUUUACUGUCAUCUUCCUUUUUUUCUCUUCUACUUUACUUUCUGCCGCUGCUAAAAACGGGACGAAAAAAUCAUUUAAGUUCUGGCAGUGAUGCAGAUUCUUAGCCAGUUGCAAUAGAAUAUUCAAGCCGUUUAGAUCAAGUGCAAAAUAAAGGAAGAGAAGUGCUUGCAAAUUUGUGAAAUAAAAAGAUUGUGCAAUAAAAAAGAAAGAAAAUAAAAAUUCAAUUAUCAUUAAUUUGCUUAAUACUUUCUGUGAAAAAAAAAAAUUUGUUUGCAGUCAAAUAUUACAUAAAAUAAAAAUCUAUCUCGUGUAUGUGAGAUAAUUCAAGAGCAAAUAUGAACCGAAUAAUAUUACUCACGACACUUUUGCUUCAUUUCUCGAGUGCAUCAAGCAGAGAGACAAUAGUAUCGAUUGACGAUAAAGAUAAAACACAAUAUCAUGAAGUGAAUUUUGACACAAGAUCCUACAAUUUUGGCUAUGAAGUUGGAACAAAUAGACAAUUUCAUCAUGAAGUGAGAGGAAAUGACGGUGUAACAUACGGAUGCUUUGGGUAUUUUGAUCCUGAUGACAAGUUGUUAAUGACACACUAUGUUGCUGAUGCACAUGGCUAUCGGCUUAUUGAGUCUAAAAAACCGGUUAAGAUUUAUCCUGUUGUUUCUGAUCCAAAGUCGCCGAGUCUUGAUAAAAGCGAGAAUUCAAUAGAACCUAAAAUGAUUCUUACAGAGUGGAAAGAUUUAUACUUACCGAAAGGCUGUCGUAUGAUAGAGGAUGGACACUUUAGCAACAAUCGUAAUAAUGCAGACAGCAAUGAUCUUAGAAAUAUUCCCUUACCAGGAAUUGGAAUAACACAUACGCACAACAACCCUACACAAACUCAAUUAUCACACGGAGCUGGAAUUGGUGGACAGUUCACUGGUGCCUUUGGCAACACGGGUUCUUUCAAUUUAGGUCACGGAAAUGUUCCUGCACAAAACACUAAUACACAAUCUAAUUCACAUCCUGAUUUUCCAUCAGAAGGAUCUGAUGAUGGAACACAAGACACGCAAGGUAGUUCUGUAGGUGGUAUUUCAGAAUCAUUUGAAAAUCAUAAUCAUAAUCCAUCAUCAUCACCUAACCAACCACAAGAAUCAUCUCAUGGUUUUGAGCAUGGCGGAGCAUUUUCAUUUGAUCAUAUUACAGGUGGACAUCAUAUUGCUCACAAUCAUCAAACUACAUCCAGAAAACCUGGAAAUUAUGAACAUGGUGGUUCAUUCUCUCAUGGUCAUAUCUCAGGUGGACAUCAAAUUUCUCAUAAUCAUGAAACUACAUCGAGAAAACCUGGAAAUCAUCAACAUGGUGGUUCAUUCUCCCAUGGUCAUAUCUCAGGUGGACAUCAAAUUUCCCAUAAUCAUGAAACUACGUCGAGAAAACCUUCGAAACCGACAUCUACAACUCGGAGACCUGGUGGAUCGUUUACAGUUGGAACAGAAAAUCAUCAAUUAGGAGCAACAUGGGGUCAUCAAAAUCAGGGUCAGGGUCAAAAUAAGCCCACAACAACUACUACAAAAAAGCCAGGUCACUUUGAACAUGGUGGAUCCUUUUCACAUGGUCAUGUUUCUGGAGCACAUCAAAUUGGAGCAACAUGGGGUAAUCAAAAUCAGGGUCAAAAUAAGCCCACAACUACUACAAAAAAGCCAGGUCACUUUGAACAUGGUGGUUCCUUUUCACAUGGUCAUGUUUCUGGAGCACAUCAAAUUGGAGCAACAUGGGGUAAUCAAAAUCAGGGUCAGGGUCAAAAUAAGCCCACAACUACUACAAAAAAGCCAGGUCACUUUGAACAUGGUGGUUCCUUUUCACAUGGUCAUGUUUCUGGAGCACAUCAAAUUGGAGCAACAUGGGGUAAUCAAAAUCAGGGUCAGGGUCAAAAUAAGCCCACAACAACUACUACCAAAAAGCCAGGUCACUUUGAACAUGGUGGUUCCUUUUCACAUGGUCAUGUUUCUGGAGGACAUCAAAUUGGAGCGACGUGGGGUAAUCAAAAUCAGGGACAGAGUCAAGGUCAGCAACAACAAAACUCGUCUAAUCAUUUUGAGCAUGGAAAUACUUCUGGAGGACAUCAUACAUCAGGAGGUAAUCAAGGUUCAAAUCAAGGUUAUUAUCCAAGCUAUGAGAGCAACGAAGGAUAUUAUAGACCAGAUAAUAGUGGAAGUUAUAAUCAUCAACCUGGACCUCAUUCUCCUUCCUAUAUUCAUACUUCAGGCCCACAUGGUGGCCAAGGAGGACAUGGAGGUAAUGGUGGCAAUGGAGAACAAGGUAAGUUAAAAAAAAUUUUAGAAUUAAUAUUCUAUUCAUUUAUGUCUUUUGUUUUAGGAGGCUAUGGACCUAACGGGCCUUAUGGACAUGGAUACGAGCAUCAUCCAGGAGGCUACCGACCAGAUCCUAAUAAUCCAGAUGCUAAUUGUAAUCAUUCAAGUCAUCAACCUCAUCCAACCACGCAUUAUCCCUAUCCAACAACAUCAUCAUCAACUCAAAGUACAACUAAAAAGACAACAAAAACUUCUACAACAACAAGAAGACCAAACACUGAACCAACAACAUAUCGACCAACUCCUACUAAACCAACUCAAACUCGCCCAACUCGACCCAACACUUAUCCAACAAGGCCCUCAAGUACACCAAAUCCAACUGGAAGUCAAGGAGGAAAUAUUGGAGUUCAGCCACCUUCAACACGUCCACCACAAUAUACACCAAACCCAGGCCUUAUAUUUCCAGGAAAUCAUCUACCAUUAUUUUUCGUUCCAUUUCCAUUCGCACUUGCUCCUACAUGCCCAUGUUAUUAUAUGCAUUCCCAUAAUAGCAAUUUUUCAUCUCAAUUUCCUUAUGGAAAUGUAAAUGCACAGUGGCAAUCACAAAACAAUCAACAACAGCCACAAUAUGCAUUUGGUCUCAUUCCAGUUUUAUUUGUCCCACAUUGUAUGCCAUCAAGUAAUUAUUCAAAUGAUAUUCCGGGUCAAUAUUUACAAGUGCCAUAUCCAUGUGCUCAAUGUAAUUACUUGCAAAAUCAUCGUGAUGGGCGAGAGCUCUUUAAUGAGAAUAGUAAUGAAGUAUUUUCAUCAAGUGAUAGCUUUAAACAAGUUCUAGCACAAGCAGGUGUUAAUUCUUUGGAUACAUUUUUUGUAAGAUCACCUCCGCGACGAAUGAGAAUGAAAAAAUUGAAACGCGUUCAAAAUAAUCAAGAGCCAAAAGAAAACGAAACGCAAGAAAUUACAUCUGCAUAGGAAUUUAAAAAAUGACUGUAAUUUUUGAAAAUACUCAGAAAUCUUCCGCUUAUUAUCAGAGAUUGGCAAAUAAAUAAAAAUAUAUUUAAACUAUUAACCCAAUCCCUGCUCUCUACACAAUCAUAGAACAUUAAUUAAAUUUCAUAAUUUUUAAUUCUUCGUGGAAAAAUUUAUGAAAAAAUCAUAUAUUUUUAUUUCUUAUUAAUUCUGGCAUUCUUGCUGCAUAUCGUGAUUUUUAUGUAUAAGAUUUUAGCAUGUAAAUUGAUCUGUAAAUUAUAAAAUUGAAAAUAAAAUUUCUUGAUAUCAAGUUAAAUCGAUGAUUCAAA
Molecule: messenger RNA, 3743 nt
Organism: Chironomus riparius
Lineage: Eukaryota; Metazoa; Arthropoda; Insecta; Diptera; Chironomidae
Source: the annotation of a GenBank genome assembly